UGACCUACCAGGAUGGUUACCGGAAGGGAAGGAAAACAAACAGCGUUCUCCACUAAAAGUGGUUCAACUCGCUGUCUGAGAUUCACUGAAGAGCCUGGGCAUGAAGACUGGUCUAGGUCAGAGAAUGGAUAAAGCGGAGCGCCAGCCCGCCCACCACUGAAACGAAAAGAGGACACUGAUCUUUACAGGUUUUUAUUUGCCAAGAUGCUGUUCCAGAGGGUCUCUAAGGGGGUCGUCACCAUAGCUAGCGGUUCCUGGACCAAAGUGACCUGCAAGUGCUGCUUCACUGACACUGUUCGGCCGCUGCUGGUGAUUGAACUGAACAAGGAUGUCCAGCUGGAGACCAAACAAUGGAUCAUAUCCAAGAUAGAAGCUCCUGCCAAUAAACAAGGAGCUCAGCUACUGGCUCACCCCGGUGAGGAUGACGAUGGUGACAUGAUCCUAGUCGCUGCACCUUCCUGCACACUCCUGAGGAAUGCUGAGGCCCUGGGGCUUUCCAAACCCUACCGUGACGGGACCAUGCUUGCCUUCUCAUACCCGGACAGAGCCAACUUCAAAAACGCAGACAAUGUUGAAGAGCUCCUGACUCUGGCAGAACAGCAAUACAUUUCUAAAAAAGAGCUGUAUGAUUUAAAAGCUGGCACUAAUGAAUCGAUCCCUGGUUUUUCCAAAGACAAAGGGAGUCUGUACCCUGGAGAGCCGAUAUUUCAGAAGCUGGAGAAGAGCGGAAUAGUGAAGACAAUGUACCCACUGCAUGACAAAGAGAAACUGAGCGCCUUCUCAAAACAGUGGUACUCCCAAUUUAACUCUGGGGUGCAGCCGUUAGAUUACAUCCACUCCUAUUUCGGUGGGACUGUGGCUUUCUAUUUCAGUUUCCUGGGCUUCUACAACCUCUCACUGCAGCUCCCUGCUGUUCUGGGUGCUGUUCUUUACUUCUUGCCCUGGAACUCCCUGAAUGGCCAGGUCCUGUUGGCCAUUUUCAAUGUGGUUUGGUCCACAGUGUUCCUGGAGCUGUGGAAGAGACGGAGUGCAGAGCUGGCUUACGGUUGGGGGACCCUGCUGCUUAACAGCACCUUCGAAGAGCCGCGACCCAACUACUGGGGCACCAUGGGACACAACCCAGUAACGAAACGCUGGGAGCCGUACUUCCCAAGUGCUGAGCGGAAGAAGAGGAUCUGGUUUGUGUCCACCCCUGUAGUGUGUGCUUUCCUGUGGCUCACAGUGAUGGGGAUGGUGGCCUACUUCUACUUAGAGUGGUGUGUGAAGGAUUAUUACAGCCGGGAGCCCUCGUGGCUCGCUAUGCCCCUGCUGUACCUUCCUUCAGUGCUGCACAUACUAUACGUGGACUUCAUGAACCAUGUCUACAAGACAGUGGCACACAUGCUGACAGAGUGGGAGAAUCACAGAGUGGAGUCAGACUUCCAGAAACACUAUACUCUGAAGGUUUUGGUGUUUAGGUUCAUCAACUGUUUUGCUGUCUUGUUUUAUAUCGCCUUCUACAAGCAAGACCUGGAGCUGCUCAGAAAGAGGCUGGUGUCCCUGUUGAUUGUCAGUCAGAUAAUAAACCAGGUUACAGAGGCGCUGGUGCCGUACCUGCUGGAGAGAUUUUUGCCGAGCCAGGGGACGAAGCAGAGAGAAGCUGACCCGCAUAUUGACAAGUUCCGUGCCCAGGGCUGCCAGCCGGAAUACCCUGGGUUGUUUGCUGAGUACAUCGAGCUCUUUGUGCAGUUUGGCUACCUCAGUCUCUUCUCCUGCGUGUACCCGCUCACAGCAGCCCUGCUCUUUCUCAACAAUGUGACUGAGAUCCGCACUGACGCUCUGAAAAUCUGCAAGCUCUUCAGAAAGCCCUUUGUCGCUCCUGCUGCCAACAUCGGGAUCUGGCAGACAGCUUUUGAAGCCCUGGGGUUUGUGUCAGUGAUCUCCAACUGCUGGCUCAUCCUCAUCUCUCCGCAAGUCACAGGUUACUGCCAAGAGAAUGGGGUUAGCUUUCGACAUGCCCUACUCUGUACCAUUGCUUUGGAGCAUGUACUCAUCAUUCUGAAGGUUGUUAUAGCGUUUGUGAUUCCAGACCUACCCAAGUGGGUGAGGAUAAAAGUUGCUCAGCUUGAAUUUCGGAGUCGCCAAGCUCUCAGAACAGUUGCCUAAAGCCAUCGGUACACUUACAUAAGGAGAUUCAAUCCUGGAUUAAUAUAAAAUGACACUAGAGCGUCCUGUGUGGUUCAGCCAGUUCACACAAUGGGAGGACUGCCACUCACCUUGCUCUUUAAUGGGAAGUCAAUGGCAAAAGACUAUUCUGAAAUUCCUAGUCUGAAAAACAUGUGUGGGCUAUCAUGGAACAAGAACUUUACAAUCAAGACCAUUCCUAAAGUGAUCUGUUCAAUCUGAAACCAAACACUGCCUAAUGACAGAUCUUCCCUAUCAAUGGAAGCUGAGAUCUGUCACUUACAGGGCUUGAUGGGCAUUCAACUGCAAUGUCUAUAUUCCCUCAGAGAGAAUGAAUGACAGCUUUUAUGUUUUUUUUUUUGUUUUUUUUUUAAAUAUAGCAUUUUGUUACAGAUGAUAAUACAGUAGGUAAAAUAACCCGUUGCUACUUUAUUACCACAGAAUUUGUUUUAUUCACUGUAUUUCAGCCUCCUGUACGGAGGCAACUUCACAAGAGCUGACUUUUUAUUACUGAUAUUGUAUUGGUCUCUGUAUAAAUUAUAUUUGAUAUUUCUGAAGAACAUGAACAUUUCAUGGGACCACUUAUUCAUCUGGAGUGUGGUGUUAAUUCUCAUUUAUAUGAAGAACUGUAUCCAGUCUUCCAGCAAUUCCAGUUGCUUGCACAGUCCCCAGAACUCAAUAGUACCAGGGAUGAUCUGGAAAAUGUAAUUAGUCAGUGCCUGCAGGUACAGUACCACCGUUCCAGGCUCAAUUUUACAGACCCUGACAGAAACAAGGAAGGAUAUUCCAUAGGAUGUCCAUAGCAAAUUGGGUUAUCUGUGCCUCCAUGUGUUGUAUCAGUAGUGCUUUGAAAAGAGGCACACAAGCCUGAUACUGAAAGGUAUUCCUGAUAGUGUUAGGACCAAAUACUGGACACUGACAAGGUACAGUACUUUUCAAGAACAAAGACAAAGCAAUGUAUUAACUUGUAUUAUCAACUAUUGAAAGUUUCCAUAUAUAUAUCUAUACACUUUUUUUUUUUUUAUAAAAAGAGUUCUGGUGGGCUUCAGCUACUCACAAAUCUACUGCCAAACUCCCAUGAAUCCUAAACUUUGCUCCCAAUGUUAUGUAAAAAAAAAAAAAAAAAAAAAACACUUGUUAACUGAACUGGUUUGAAAAUGAAAUAUAUUUUUAUUUACAAUUGUUUUUUUUUUGUUUUUUUUAACACAAUUGUACAGUUUACGGCAAUUGAAUAAAUAAACAAUAAAACAGUUA
Messenger RNA from Acipenser ruthenus (sterlet), 3417 nucleotides. Its product is annotated as anoctamin-10-like. Gene Ontology annotation, biological process: chloride transmembrane transport. The record is from RefSeq and is a predicted model, not a curated record. The coding region runs from base 205 to 2145 and encodes 646 amino acids. Gene Ontology annotation, molecular function: chloride channel activity. The transcript has 13 exons. Gene Ontology annotation, cellular component: plasma membrane. NCBI's taxonomy places the organism in Eukaryota, Metazoa, Chordata, Actinopteri, Acipenseriformes, Acipenseridae.